AUGGCGUGGGAAUGCACAGCAGGCGUCACCUGCAGCAUCUGCGGGCAGACGGGCCAUCUGCAGCGCAACUGUCGCAACGUCUCCUGCCACAAGUGCGGUCGCAAGGGCCAUAUUUCCAAAUUCUGCAAUGAUCCAUUUGCCAGGGCAGCUGAGGCUGAGCGCAUGGAGAGGCAACAGGCAAUCAUGUCUGCAAGGGCGGCACAGACUCAGAGACACGUGGCCCGGCGAUCAGUCAUCCAUGCCACGCCUCACGCGCCUG
Molecule: messenger RNA, 259 nt
Organism: Closterium sp. Naga37s-1
Lineage: Eukaryota; Viridiplantae; Streptophyta; Zygnematophyceae; Desmidiales; Closteriaceae
Source: the annotation of a GenBank genome assembly